UCUAUUUAACAGACGCUGACUCUGAAGAUCUUCGCAGUGAGUCAUGGGCUGUUUACGAAUUCUGACAUGGACACUGUGUGUCCUCCUGAACUGGAUCUGUGUGGAUCAAGCGGUGGCUGAACCGCAGUACCUGGUGGCCAUUCCUGCAGUUAUAGAAGCUGGAGCUGAGUCCAAAUUCUGUGCAAGUCUUCUGCAGCCCGGUGAGACUGUGGUCAUGACUGUCACUUUGAUGUCCAGAGAGGAGAAUACAACCCUGCUCACACAUACAUCCAAUGAAGAGUUUCAUACAUGUACUCAGUUUAAGGCUCCUUCAGUGGAAGGAGAAAAGAUUCUGGAUUUUGAGGUGGACGUAAGAGGAGACACAUUUCAUGCAAAAGAAGUGAGAAAAGUCAUGAUCAAAGCCUACAAGGCCAGGACAUUCAUCCAGACGGAUAAACCCCUCUACCUCCCUGGACAAACAGUUCAUUUCAGAGUCGUUGCGCUGGACUCCAAGUUUAGACCUGUCAGUCAGCUGUGCAAUAUGAUUGAAAUCAAGGAUCCCAAUAGAAACAGGAUUGGACAGUGGUUAAAUGAAACAUCCAAUAAUAAAAUAUUGCAGCUUUCAUAUUCCUUGAACUCUGAGGCCCAUGAAGGAACGUACCAAAUAAUAGUGUCUGUGGGUGAAGAUAAAUUUGGUCACAGAUUCAAGGUGGAAAAGUAUGUUUUACCCAAAUUUGACGUAACAGUAAAUGUAUCUGAAGAAGUGAGUAUUGGCCAGGAAGACGUUGAUAUUAAAUUAUGUGCAAAGUACACAUUUGGACAGCCUGUUCCAGGAAGUGUUACAAUUACGAUGUGCCGACCUCUUCAUUACUCUGUUGUCCUCGCUUCGAAACAGGCGCCCUGCCACACAGAGACCAAACGGGCAGACAAGACAGGCUGUACAGUUGUUACCUUCAAGAUGUCAACCUUCAAAAAAACUAACAAAAAAUUCCUUCAAGAUGAGCUGAUUGUCAGUGCGAAAAUGGAAGAGGAGGGAACAGGCAUUUCACAGGAACAAGAAAAGAGAAUAAGAAUUUCCUACAUGCUUGGAAAAGUGUAUUUUGUUGAUAUGCCGAGGAUUUAUGAACCAGGAUCAAAUGUCGAAGGAAAAGUUAAAGCAGUUUACUACAAUGACACACCCAUUUCCAAAGCACCUGUGUAUCUGUUUGUGGAAGAAUAUGGGUCGGCACACUUGCUAAAAAUUCUAACAACUGACAGCAACGGUGUCGCUGAGUUUUCAUUCAGCACAGAUAACUUCGAUGAGGAUAUUAAACUCCAUGCAACCCUGACACCAACCCUAAAUGAUCCAAGAUAUAGAACUGUUUUUUAUUAUAAUGGAUUUCACAUACUGUAUAAGUCCCAACCUCACGUUCAAGAUGCAAAAACAUUCAGCUCGCUGGAAGUGAAGAUGAAGGAUAAAAUCCUUUCCUGUGAUGCAGAAGAGGAUAUAUCUAUACGGUACACUAUAGUGAGGGAAGCAGUAAUCUCCAUGGAUGUGAUGUAUCUGGUAUUGUCCAGAGGAGCUAUUGUCAUGCAAGGAUUUAAACAGAUUACAGUUAAACAUCAGUCAGUGAAUGAGGGUGAGGUGUCCUUUAAAUUGAGAAUUUCUCCUGACAUGGCACCAGUCGUCCAGAUUGUAGCUUAUGCUGUACUUCCCCGUAAGAUUGUGAUCGCCCACAGUGCUGACUUCUCCACUGAGAAGUGCUUCAGUAACAAGGUGUCAUUGGAGUUCACGCCUUCUUCAGCUGUCCCAGGAGAAAAAAACAACAUGCAGGUGACGGCCCUUCCACACUCUCUGUGUGGUGUGAGUGCCAUUGACAAGAGUGUCCUCAUAGAGGAGCCUGGGAAUAUUCUGGAUGUAGAUAAGAUAUUUAAUUUGCUGCCUGUCUGGAAAGCAUCUUCUAUCCCAUAUGCGCUUCAAGAACCACAUUCAACUAAAUGCUGGAAUGUGAGAAAAAGAAGAUAUAUUGAACCUAAUCAAUAUAAAGAAGCCUACAUAACUUUCCAGAAUGUAGGAUUAAAGGUGGCAACAAACCUGCUGCUCCAAAUUCCUCGUUGUGUGAGUUUCCUGGGAAGGAAUUAUCACCAGGAACCUUUAUUUGGGAGUCCUGGAAAUCCUGGAAUAUUUUAUUCACCAGAAGCACCACUGAUGAAAACCGUCCGUACUUUCUUUCCAGAGACUUGGAUAUGGGACCUGGUGGAAGUUGGAGAGUCUGGAACAAAGGAUGUGUCCCUCACUGUCCCUGACACCAUCACCACCUGGGAGACGGAGGCUUUCUGUUUGUCCUCUCAGGGUUUUGGUUUGGCUCCUCGAAAAGAAUUUAGGGUCUUCCAGCCCUUUUUCCUCGAGCUCACCAUGCCCUACUCCAUCAUCCGGGGGGAGCACUUUGAACUGAAGGCAACUGUCUUCAACUACCUGACAAGUUGCAUCAUGGUCACGGUCUUUGCUACGCCUUCCUCAGAUUAUACCCUCACCCCUCUUUCUGGAGACCAGUACACAUCCUGUUUGUGUGCUAGCGAGCGCAAGACUGUGAGCUGGACCAUGAUUCCAACAGUUUUAGGGGCUGUGAAUGUGACCGUGUCUGCUGAGGCAGUGCCAUCCCAUGUUUCAUGUGAUAAUGAGGUUGUGAGCGUACCAGAGAGAGGCCGCAUUGAUGUGGUCACAAAAUCCCUCAUAGUAAAGGCUGAGGGGACUGAGAUGACAAAGACAUCCAACUGGCUGCUUUGUCCAAAAGGAGACACACUGACAGAGGAAACCGAGAUACAGCUGCCUGAGAAUGUGGUUGAAGGAUCUGCCCGCACUUUUGUAUCAGUCCUGGGUGACAUCCUCGGCCGGGCUCUGAAGAACUUGGAUGGACUGCUCCAGAUGCCGUAUGGAUGUGGAGAGCAGAACAUGGCUCUUCUAGCCCCCAACAUCUACAUCCUCCAGUACCUGAAAGGCACACAGCAGCUCACCCCAGCCAUCAUGGAAAAAGCCACCAACUUCCUGACCAGUGGUUACCAAAGACAGCUGAACUACAAAAGUUAUAAAGGCGCAUACACCAUAUUUGGAAGAGGACCAGGAAACACUUGGCUGACUGCUUUUGUGAUGAGAAGUUUUGCCAAAGCUCAGUCUUUUGUCUACAUUGAUCCAAGAAUUAUUGAAGAGUCUAAGACAUGGCUGGGAAAUAAACAACAAGCAAAUGGCUGUUUUAAAAAGUCAGGCAAACUCUUCCACAACAGAAUGAAGGGAGGUGUGUCUGAUGAAGUGACUCUCAGUGCAUACAUCACUGCUGCUUUCUUGGAAAUGAAUAUAUCCCAACAUGAUCCUGUGGUGAAUAAUAGCUUGGCUUGUCUCAGGGAGUCCAUCAAUGACCUCAGCAACACCUACACUACAGCUCUGCUAGCCUAUGUCUUCACCCUGGCAGGAGACACGGAGACCCGCGCUCACCUUCUGCAGCACUUAGACACAGUUGCAGUGAGGGAAGGAGGUUUCCUGUACUGGUCUCAGACAGCAGCAGAGACAUCAGCCUCCCUGUCAGUGGAAAUCAGUUCUUAUGUGCUGUUGGCCAAACUCAGUGCCUCCACAGCUGCUGACGACCUGGGUUAUGCCUCUGGCAUUAUUAGGUGGCUGACUGGCCAGCAGAACUACUACGGAGGCUUCUCCUCCACUCAGGACACAGUGGUGGCUCUUCAGGCUCUGGCUCUCUACUCCACUCUGGUGUUCAGUCCUGAGGGUUCAAGCACAGUGACAGUUCAGUCUGACAGCAGUCAGCUGACAUUCGAUGUAAAUCCGGGCAACAAACUGCUCUACCAGGAGGAGACGAUGGAGGGCGUGUCAGGAAAGUACAGCCUGGAGGUGAAGGGCACUGCAUGUGUGUCAGUGCAGAUUUCUCUUCACUGCAACAUCCUGAGUCCCACUGAUGUCACUACUCUCAGCGUGGAGGUCAAAUCAGAGAUUGAUGCAACAAGUGAAUCCAGACGCAAUCUCACUCUGACAAUAAAAUCCCUGUACAGUGGAAAGGAGAAUACUACAAACAUGGUGAUCCUGGAUAUCAAAAUGCUCUCUGGAUUUGUCCCAAAUGAAGUGUCUUUAAAGAUGCUCAAAGGUGCCCCAUUGGUGGAUCGUGUUGAACAAACAGAAGAUCAUGUUCUGGUGUAUUUACAGGAGUUACCAAAGGACAUGCCCAAGAACUACAGCUUGACAAUCAUAGAAGAACUUCGAGUGGAGAACCUGAAACCAGCUGUGAUCAAAAUCUAUGACUACUACCAGCCAAGUGACCGAGCUGAGACUGAAUACAUUUACCCAUCAGCUGCAGUUUAAAGAUGUGCAGUCAGUCCUGAGGUUGUCACUCAAGUUAUACAGCUUACAUUUUAAUAAAGAUGCUUUUUAAACACAAA
Molecule: messenger RNA, 4398 nt
Organism: Oreochromis niloticus (Nile tilapia)
Lineage: Eukaryota; Metazoa; Chordata; Actinopteri; Cichliformes; Cichlidae
Product: alpha-2-macroglobulin
Exons: 36
Coding region: 44-4321 (1425 amino acids)
Cellular component (GO): extracellular region
Molecular function (GO): endopeptidase inhibitor activity
Source: RefSeq, a predicted model, not a curated record